CAGCGCUCCAUCACUGACACACACAUGAAGAAUGGGCAGAUGAUCAUCCCCGUUUGACUCAACGCAGCUUCUCCUUCCUCUUUUGCCGCUCGCCCUGACAUGGGAUGAUAUGGGAUUUUACAUGUCGACGAAGAUCGGGGGGAUUCUCGCGUUUGCUCUGGUGUUCCUGUCCGUCUCGGUGUCAGGAGACUCAGUAGACGUCAAGUGUGAAAAGGUUUACAGGGACUUUUCCUUCUGUGUCCUGGAGCUGGGAGAGAGCAUGGACAACUAUCAGGAGAACGUGACCAGUGAGAGUGGAGUGGCGGCCGUGUGCAGCCACUGGGAAGCCUUCCACACAUGUGCCCUCACAGCGCUGACCGACUGUCAGGAGGAAGUCAGCUCCAUCUGGGAGACGCUGAGGCAGGACUCCAGGAAGAUGCGCUUCCAGGGAAGUCUGUUCGACCUGUGUAGCCCCAGCUCUGCUCCCAGCAUAUGUCCAAAUCUCGCGGCACUUACUCUGCCACUGCUGCUGAUCGUGACUGGGCCCAGCUGGCCCACUGUAUAG
This is a messenger RNA of Pleuronectes platessa (European plaice), 544 nucleotides long. RefSeq names its product neuritin. Gene Ontology annotation, cellular component: plasma membrane. The record is from RefSeq and is a predicted model, not a curated record. The transcript has 3 exons. NCBI's taxonomy places the organism in Eukaryota, Metazoa, Chordata, Actinopteri, Pleuronectiformes, Pleuronectidae. Bases 110 to 544 code for a protein of 144 amino acids. Gene Ontology annotation, biological process: neuron projection extension; nervous system development.